AUGGUUCCCGAUCAGAAAAAGGUGGCCUGUCCUCUUCAGGUGCUGUCUCUGGGUGCAGAUGUGUUGCCAGAGUACAAGCUUCAAGCUCCUCGCAUCCACAAGUGGACGGUGUUGCACUACAGUCCCUUCAAAGCAGUGUGGGAUUGGUUAAUUCUGCUUCUGGUCAUCUACACUGCCAUCCUGACCCCCUACUCAGCUGCCUUCCUCCUCAAUGACCAGGAAGAGGUAGCCAAGCAGAACUGCGGUUACUCCUGCUCUCCCCUCAAUGUGGUGGACCUCAUAGUAGACAUCAUGUUCAUUAUUGACAUCCUCAUCAAUUUCAGGACAACAUAUGUGAACUCUAAUGAUGAAGUGGUGAGCCACCCGGUGCGCAUCGCCGUCCAUUAUUUUAAAGGCUGGUUCCUCAUCGACAUGGUUGCUGCUAUUCCCUUUGACCUGCUCAUCUACCGCAGUGGAGAGGAGACCACCACACUGAUAGGCCUGCUGAAAACUGCUCGUCUCCUGCGAUUGGUUCGUGUAGCCAGAAAGUUGGACCGCUACUCAGAGUACGGUGCAGCUGUCCUCUUCCUUCUCAUGUGCACCUUCGCCCUCAUCGCUCACUGGCUGGCCUGCAUCUGGUAUGCAAUUGGUAGUGUAGAGAGGAACGGUUCAAUAGGCUGGCUCCACACCCUGGGGGACCAGUUGGGAAAACACUUCAAUGAUUCUAUCCCAGGUUCAGGACCUUCAAUCAAAGACAAGUAUGUCACAGCUCUUUACUUCACAUUCAGCAGUCUAACCAGUGUGGGUUUUGGAAAUGUGUCACCAAACACCAACUCUGAGAAGAUCUUCUCCAUCUGUGUUAUGCUCAUCGGAUCCCUGAUGUACGCCAGCAUCUUUGGGAACGUAUCAGCCAUAAUCCAGCGGCUCUACUCAGGGACGGCCCGCUACCACACCCAGAUGCUGAGAGUCAGGGAAUUUAUCCGCUUCCACCAGAUCCCCAACCCUCUCAGGCAGCGACUGGAAGAGUACUUUCAGCACGCCUGGUCCUACACCAACGGCAUUGACAUGAACGCCGUACUCAAAGGGUUCCCUGAGUGUCUCCAGGCAGAUAUCUGCCUCCACCUGAACCGAACGCUGCUGCAGAACUGUAAGGCCUUUAAAGGCUCCACCAAGGGCUGCCUCAGGGCACUGGCCAUGAAGUUCAAGACCACCCACGCACCCCCCGGCGACACGCUGGUCCACGCCGGGGACGUCCUCACCGCCCUCUACUUCAUAUCCAGGGGAUCCAUAGAGAUACUGAGAGGAGAUGUGGUGGUAGCUAUCUUGGGGAAGAACGACAUAUUUGGCGAACCAAUCAACCUGUACCCCCGCCCUGGUAAAUCCAAUGCUGAUGUGAGAGCUCUAACUUACUGUGACCUCCAUAAAAUUUUAAGAGAAGACAUUCUGGAGGUGCUGGACAUGUAUCCUGAGUUUGUUGAACAUUUCUGGAGCAACCUGGAAAUCACCUUCAACCUAAGAGAUACCAACAUGAUCCCAGGCUCUCCAAGCAGUGAUGACUCCACCGGUGGUGGGUUCAACAAAUUACGGAGGCGGAAGUUAUCAUUUCGAAGACGUACAGAAAAAGAUGAUGCAGAUGCUGGAGAAUAUAAAAAAUCUCAUAAAUCUUCGAGGCGAAGACAGAAGGAGUCAGCCAACAACCAAAGAGAGAAGGAGGAAGCACCUAAAAGACAUUGGGGGGGUCAUCGAAGCUCGGUAUCUUCACACUCCAGUGGUGACGAGGGGGAGGAGCAUGUUGUGGCUGGCCUUGCUCCACCACUUGGAUUGCUAGAGCCCCACAAGGCACAAGCCCCUCCCAGGAACUUCAAUGAGACCACAGAGGCUGAGGGAGACCCCAAGCCCGGAAACACCUGCAAUGCCCUUUCAGGUGCUUUCUCAGGUGUGUCCAACAUCUUUAGCUUCUGGGGAGAGAGUCGAGGUGGUAGUCAGUAUCAGGAGGUCCCCAGCUGCAGCCUGGCCCCCCCCCCACCUCUUAAUACACCGCUGCACAGCCUGAGCCGUCAGCAGCGCAGCCAGCUAGACACUCGUCUUGACCUACUGCAGAAACAGCUCAACAGGUUGGAGAGCCGCAUGUCAGCGGACAUUGGCGUCAUCAUGCAGCUUCUGCAGAGGCAGAUGGCCAUGGUUCCUCCAGCUUACAGUGCCGUUUCAUCACCUCCUCAGCCCUCACCCUACCCUGGUCCAGGACCAGGAGACCGAGCAGUUCCGCCCGUCCCACCUUUAGAAACAGAUACACUGGCUUCCCUAUCACAGAUUUUGGACUCCCAGAACUUUGAAGAGUUCCCAGCCAAGCCACUGGAUUCUAUGCAGCCCCAGGACUCCUCUCUUAUCACCACUGACCAGGAUCAACCUGAAUCCUCUGGACUGGGCAGCUUGGGGCAGCAUCUGGAGCUGGAGCUCGGACUUUGCAGCGGGGCUGGAGUGAUGGCAGCAGGGUGCACAGCAGAUGUGGAAACGCGUUUGGGAGGAGAAUUGGACUUUGCAUCAGGGGAACAUAUGAGGCCAGCUGCUGGGACAGAGGUAUCACCUAUGGAUGCUGAGACCCAAGGAAGGUUCUCACUUCAAGAAUCACAGACACCUCUGGAUUCACAGACACCACAGCGACAUGGCUCUGACCCAGGGGGGAGCUAAGGAAAAAGGGGAGAGGAGGGGGAGAAGAGCGGUAUUGAUUGUUUCAUAUAGCAAGUAGAAGAUCAGGUGGCACCAGCUGGAUCUACCAUUUAAACCCUUUCAGGCACUGACCAUUAACCUGUUCAGACAGAGUAAAGCCAUGAUAAAGGGUCAAGAAAAUUGCUGAACCUCUCCUUCUGCCUCAGUCUUUGUCUUUGAGUACCCCCUCAGGAGACAUCUUGAGCUUUCUGAGCUUCAACCUUUAACCAAAACCAUAAGCCGAACAGAGGUCAUCUCUGUCUCUAACCCUGAUCAGUCUGGUCUGGGCCUCUCAGUCAGCUGCUAAGGAUCCUUCGUUUUGAAAAGACCACCAACUUAUAUAAGAAUCCCUUUACUGCUGUAUCCAGUGUUGGAGGACUGAAGAGAACAAGACAACAUUGGACAAAAUAAUGACAAAAAAGUAGCCAUUUUACGUCUUGCACUGAAAACCUUGAUACGGUGAUUAUUCUUUCUAUAUAUGUCCAAUGCGCUUCCGAUAAACUCACAGACUGGUUGGUGAUUUGUAGUGUUAGCUGGCCUAACAGGAAUCCUGCUGUCCCUUUCUGUCACUGGUUCUGUCCUCUUGAUGUCCUGCCCCAAGAGGCGAAGCUAAUGUUACAAUUUAUACUCUGCCCAAGAGCACACUGGAUUGGCUGGUCCGCACAUCAGGGUGUAGGAACUGGAGGGUUACAAGCCAUGAAUUUUCUUGAAGAACAUAUCAGCUGCCCUAUCAUAAACGUACACAUUUCCUACAGAGCUGAACAGACAUGGCAUGCUUGGGUAGUGUCAGUAACAGGUAAACUGGCAAACUUACAAGGUUUCCACAAGAGCAGUACACCAAAACAGCUCUGUAUAGACUUAAUCAAGCAGGAACCUAACUCCAUGAGCUCCUGCAUGAGCUGUGGCCUUACAGGGAAACUAAAAAGUCACUUGAUCAUCAACCUCUGUGAAGUGAUGAGGUCAGCAGUGAUUUCUAACACCCAGUUAAGGCUCAUACGUAGAAGAAUUCUAGUUUAUCAUUAUUGAAUUUGCUACCUCAGAUUUUAUUGGUCCUUAAUUUUGUUUUCACCCCAAGCACGCACCCUGAAUGCUUUUACCUUGUAUAUAUGAGCUUGUCAUGUGAUACGCAAGUAUACGAGUUUGCCAGUUUACAACAACCAGCCGAAUGCGGCAUUAUUAUUCGAUGUACAGUACAAUAUGCAAACACUGGCAGGAAGAAAUGAGUCCUGUACUACUAUGUGUGGGAUAGGGUCCGGUCGGAGGCUUUCAGUGUGGGUUUGUCUCUGUUCUCGUCUCAUACAGAGUUUGGCAUGUUUGCUUCAAAAUGUGAUAAAGGCUCACUGGGUUCUUUUGCUAGGGUUUUUUUUUCCCAGACAGACAGAUGAAUGAAUCCUCUUGAAAGAGGCAGGUGGAAGGUUUGCUGUAUGAAAUACAAACCCUUUAAAGUGUUUCAUUACAGAAGACAUGGUCCUUUUUAAAGUGGUUAAAAGAACCAAGACAUAAUUAUAUUUUAGCGCCAUUUUACAUUACAGCGUUAAGUGGAGUUCUGUUGAGAAGUGCAGUCAAAAUCUGCCGGCUGCUUUAAACUUUUAGUCCCCUCAUUUUGCAUCUCUAGAUACAAAUUUGUUUAAUUUGGAGCCUGAAGCUGGCAGUUUGUCCAAUUCGAGCUGAGUGGCUCAUAUAAAAUAUUCCAGUCCCUGCUUGACAUGUUCUUAUUUUGCACUUUUGUGCUUGUCUCUUCUAUUGUGUUUCUAAAUACAGAAAAGCUCUAAAAAUGCUCCCAUUUUUAUGUUCUGACAAAUAGAGUAGAUGUUUCAUAAAACUCAAAUAAAAAAAAAAGCAACCUCAGAAGUUGAUGCUAACUUUAGCACACGUUAGCACAUAAUAGUUAACCAGUCUCUAAAUCCACAUAGUUAAAUGAAUAAAUGUCAGGGUAACCUAUGGUUAUGGAAGCAAGUGUUGUCUUCUAGCCUGACAAGAACUGUGUAUUGGUUAACACAAUAGGGUAACUCAAAGUUCAAUAAUUAAUUACUCAUAGAACUUCCUUUUGUUCUUCAAAAUAAGAGUCUCACACAUAUAUACAAUAGGGUGUCAAGCCAAAAGCACUAACCUUCAUACCUGGGGCCUGUAAUAAAAAGUUUAACUUAUUUUACCAGACAAAGCCACCUGGCGACAGUACCUGAAUAGACAAACUUUACAUUAAUCAGGAAUAUUGGAGCAUUUUAAUAUUGCAAGAUCUUGUUUCACCUCUAAGAAAAAAAUGUUCAAAUAACUUUUUAAAUCCCCAAACAAUAGACAGUUUUUACUGUUUAUUUAAGGUAUUUAUAAAAGACCAUCCAACGUUGCAGUCUAUGACAGUCAUCUUCCUACAUGUACUUUAAAACAGAACAUGUUAGUUGUGUCAUUAUUGGUAAUGCUGUUUUUCUGGCUGGUUACAUUUAACAGGUUCUGUUAUGCAGUGCAUGCAUCACAUGGGAAGCUAAUUGUGAUGGAUCUCAUUCCACCUUUACAUGUGCAUCUGUAUCUAUGGCUAACGUGACACCACUUUACAACAUCUGCCUGAUCUGCUCUGGCAUUUUGAGGCUCUAGGUGUUUAGGAUGGCCCAAUCAGAAAAUACACAUUAGCAUCAGCUUGUUGUACAUGCUAAUUCUACUUAUGCAAAAUAAAGAUACUAAGAGUUAUUUAA
Messenger RNA from Girardinichthys multiradiatus, 5372 nucleotides. Its product is annotated as potassium voltage-gated channel subfamily H member 2-like. NCBI's taxonomy places the organism in Eukaryota, Metazoa, Chordata, Actinopteri, Cyprinodontiformes, Goodeidae. Gene Ontology annotation, molecular function: inward rectifier potassium channel activity. The transcript has 17 exons. The record is from RefSeq and is a predicted model, not a curated record. Bases 1 to 2667 code for a protein of 888 amino acids. Gene Ontology annotation, cellular component: membrane. Gene Ontology annotation, biological process: regulation of heart rate by cardiac conduction; membrane repolarization during action potential; regulation of ventricular cardiac muscle cell membrane repolarization.